AUGUAUUUCGGAUUAUUUAAAAAAACCUUUAAUUUCAAUCAAAAUAACUUAUUUAGAGUAUUGCUAUGUUUUUUAACUAUAUGUAAUUUAUUAAAAACCUCUGCUAAUGAAGGUGUCCCUUCUACUCCUGAUAUGGAAAAUUUAGUUCAAUUUGGAUUCCCUCAAUGGAAUUUUGCGAAAGCUUUAGGCCAUGAUACCUGCGCAGCAGACCAUGCAAUACUUGGUGACGGUACGCAACAUCCACCUGCAAAAAGAAAGACUUGGCCCAUUCCUGGUGAAGGAGGAUGUGGCGACAUAACUUAUGAAAAUUUAGCUACUUAUUAUAUUAAAAAAUGGUGUGGUGAUCAUUUUAGAGUUUUAUAUACGCUCUAUUUUCCUAAAGAUGGAUUUAAGGAUAUAUUAUUCGUAGAUCUAGGGCAUGAUCAUGAUUUUGAAAGCAUAAUCAUGACUUGGAAAAACAUAUCCGGAUUUUGGUAUCGCGACGAAUUAAUAAUGAGUAGACAUCAUGAUUGGAGGCACGAACCAUGGGAUAAUGUUAGAAGUUUUGACUACAAUGGUAUUCAAGAAGGGAUAGGAUUAGAACAUCCAAAAAUAUUUGUGGGAUGGGUAUCACAUGCAAUGUUUAAUGAUAAAAAUAUUGGUCCUUUGGAUCCCAUUUCUCAAUACACUGAUAAUGAAUAUAGAUAUGAUGAUCAUCAAUUAUGGGCCAACUAUUCCAAUUCUCUAAUAGAAGUUACUGAUGAUAAUUAUUAUGGUCAAAAAUUUAAAGAAUUCAAUUGGGGCGACAAGGCAACAGCUCCUAUUUACACUGCUGAAGAUUUAUGCAAUAAAUAA
Dentiscutata erythropus is the source of this 834-nucleotide messenger RNA. The record is from the annotation of a GenBank genome assembly. Lineage: Eukaryota; Fungi; Glomeromycota; Glomeromycetes; Diversisporales; Gigasporaceae.